AUGUCAACAAUUACUCUAUUAUUCUUAAAUACUCAUCGUGAAACUUUACAAACUUCUAAAAUCCCUUCAAAUAUACCAUUAUUAAAGAAAUAUUUAUUAGAAAAUUGGUCAAAUGAUUUUAAUAAUUUAGAAAAUCCAAAUGAAAAACCUUUAAAUAUAAAUCAAAUUAGAUUAAUUCAUUUAGGUAAACAAUUAGAAAAUGAAUCAAUAAAUCAAUUAAAUUUACAAACUAGUGAUAUUAUUCAUGUUACUUUAAAACCAAAUUUAAAUAAUGGUAAUAAUAAUACUGGUACUUCAAUAUUAAAGAAAACAACUUCAAAUAUAACAAAAAAUUCAAAUAGAUUAGAAAGAUCAAAUCAAUCAAAUAAUCAAUCAAGUAAUAAUAAUAGAAUGGAAAAUUUAGAAUCAAAUUCUAAUGAUAAAAAUGGUUGUUGUAUAAUUGUUUAA
This is a messenger RNA of Hansenula ciferrii, 447 nucleotides long. RefSeq lists its product as uncharacterized. The record is from RefSeq and is a predicted model, not a curated record. The coding region runs from base 1 to 447 and encodes 148 amino acids. Lineage: Eukaryota; Fungi; Ascomycota; Saccharomycetes; Phaffomycetales; Wickerhamomycetaceae. The transcript has a single exon.